Emiliania huxleyi CCMP1516 is the source of this 1543-nucleotide messenger RNA. RefSeq lists its product as hypothetical. The record is from RefSeq and is a predicted model, not a curated record. Bases 281 to 1351 code for a protein of 356 amino acids. NCBI's taxonomy places the organism in Eukaryota, Haptophyta, Isochrysidales, Noelaerhabdaceae. The transcript is spliced from 7 exons.
UCGCGAGGUGGAGCUGGAGCGGCCUUCGCGGCAGCGGCUCCACCUCCGCCGCGGGCGACGGCGGCGGCCGCGAGCCGCCCCCGCCCUCCCCGCAGCCAUGCCGGCACCCGGUCUGGCCGGCCUGGCCGCCGCUCCACCACUCCGACCGACCUGCUCCACCUCGCCAACCUGCUCCAGCUCCAGCGCUCCAGCUCCGCCUCCACCAACCUGAGGGCUCUCUCUGCUCCUUGCGGCUUUGCCCUCCCUCCAGCCUCGUCCAGCGCGCCUCGACCCUGUCCCGAUGCCGUCCUGCAUCGUCUGCUACGAGGAGAAGGAGCGCGCGAUCGUGUGCGCCGAGGGCCACGCGACAUGCGAGGAGUGCCUCGCGCCGUUCGUCGCCGGCAACGCCGACGCCCUCUCCAAGACCGACCUCAUCGCCUCCAUGGCGGACGCCGCCGCGGCGCGCAACGACACCGCCGCCGUCGCCAAGUUUGAGGGCCGCUGCCUCUGCCCGCUCUCCGGCCACGGGUGCAACGCGGGCCCCUUUGAGGACAAGGACGUCGCGGCGCACGUUCCGUCCGACGUCUUCUGCGCGUUCGUCGGCUGCAAGGUGCACCUUCCGCUCGCGCGCAAGCUGCAGGACGUGGUGGCAAAGAAGCAGGAGCUCAGCCUGCAGUUCCCGAACGCGCGCCAGUGCGGCCGCUGCUCGCACGGCCCCGUGCUCUUCAGGGGCUGCUCCGACCUCACCACGCACCACGGCCAAGGCGGAAUCGACAACUCGUGCGGCCGCUGCGGCUGGUUCGCGCCUCACAUCUCGAUGUGGCCGCGCUGGGACCCGACCGCAGCGGCGCUCUGUCGCGACAACUAUCCGAGGACGACCCGAGACGGCCUCGAGAUGACCGCGAGAUUGCGCGAGGCGCGCGAGGAGGAGCGCCGCCAGUGGAUGCAAGGGGUGGUCGUCCGGCGGCGGGCGGCCCGCGAGGCACCAUCUAGAUGCGACACCAUCCUAGCAUUCCCGCAGUCUUGGCGGCCACCAGAGACUACGCUUCUCUCGCUCCAAAAGACAGCGCACGACCCUGCUCGCAUGGUGUCGAUGGAGGAGCGGCGCGCGCUCCGCGACGACGGCUGGGGCGUCGCCCAGCAGUUGCCGAGCGGCGAGCGCCGCUGGCACGACUUCGACUCGCGCCCGCCCUCGUGGCGCCGGCAGCAAGAGCCGCAAGAGCCGCCAAGGCAGCGCCGCCGCGUGGUCGUCGAGGGCGAGUGGCCGCCGGCGUACUUCGACCUGCCCGACCGCUCCGCGACGAUCGACCAGGUGCGGGCAACUUCGGCCGGCGUCGCCGGCUUUGCGCGCUUCGGGCUCGGCCGCGUCUAGGCGGUCGGGUCGCGGCGGGGGAGGGGAGGAACAAGGGGGGGGGGAGGGGCAAGGGGCCGCCAGCGCAAGGUAGCCACAGCGGCAAGGUAGCCACAGCGCAAGGUAGCCACAUCGGUGGAGGCGCCCGAUGGCGCGGCGUGGCGUGGCUGGUCUCAUGGGUCUAGCAAACCAUAGACAACACCAAGAGAACGC